GUUCCUCACGUGAUACCGGUUCUUGCAAAGAUGUAAACAUCGAUUCUAACUACGGCUGAGUAGCUAGCCACACUUAAAAUAAUUUGUCGACUGCUUUUAUCGUAUUGUUGUCAGUCAGAAUCAGGAAUAUCCAUGUUGACAACUGUUUGACUGUGACAUAACUAAGGAUGGCUGUAUGUCAAAGCGGCCAAUCCACCCUUGUCAACAGCCUGGCCUCUCUACUUCGGAAUGAGGGGGCCUCUGUUUUGGAUGGCAGCAGUACCCUCACACUGCAGGCAGACUCACUGCAGCACCUGGGUCGUCUCUUUGAACAGUACCUCCUCAACAGGACUCACCAGCAUGGCUUCCUGGCUUUGCCCUCGCAUCCUGCCGACACCCCUUCCCUACUACAGCUGCAGUUCCUGUUCGACGUGCUGCAGAAGACUGUCUCCCUCAAGCUCAUCAACCCACCCGGGGUGAGGCUUCAGUCAGUGGUCAAGAUCUUCCCUUUCAAGUCCCUCAAGUCCUUAGAGUUGAAGCGUAUCCCCCCUCACUGCUUGGAGGGACUGAGGGGUGUCUACUCACAGCUGGAAGUCUUCACUUGCUCCAAAAGCCUCAGCUCCCUGGAGGAGCUGCUGUCUCUGUGCGGAGGGGACCUUAGCUCCGCCUUGCCAUGGCUGGAUCUGCACACGCUCAAUUUCAGCUACAACCAUAUUGUCCGCCUGGAUGAGUCACUGAGUUUACUGAAUGUUUUGAAGUGCCUGGAUCUCAGUCACAAUAAGAUCCCGGAGUGUGCCGAGUUCCUCAAGCCUCUUAGUGAACUGCAACGCCUGAACCUGGGCUAUAACAACCUCCAGAGGGUGCCGAUGCUAAGCCCGAGCUGCCGAGCCAAGCUCCUCACCCUGGUCCUCAGAAACAACGAGCUGGAGAGCGUCGACGGAGUGGACCAGUUGUUUUCCUUACAGCACCUGGACUUGGCCUACAACCUGCUGUUGGAGCACUCCCAGCUGGCCCCUCUGUCUAUGCUGCACAACCUCAAAGUGCUGAACCUUGAGGGCAACCCUCUCUUCUUCCAGAAGACCCAUAGAACGUCCACAGUCCGCCACCUCUCCCCAAAGGCUGCCUACGUCGGACUCCGACUGGACGGCAGCCCUAUCUCCUCCUCAGAGCUGUCUGUGCUGCCUAAACCGGGACAGCUAAUUGGCCAGGUUCAGUCCCAGGCCUCGCCCCUGUUCACCAGGGCCUCAGAGAGGGGUAACCAGGAACUAGGGUCCAGUGGGGCCGGCGAGUUGAGUGACAGCCUUUCAGUCAGCGAGUUUGGCGUUACCAGACAACGCAAGAAGAAAGCCAAACAUAAGGUGAGAGUGAGACGGGCUAGCAUCUCAGAGCCCAGUGAUCACGACAACAGGUUUGAAGCUCGGCCACAGUCCUCCAUACAGGACAUCGUUCUCCCUCACAAGAAGGAGAUUGAACGCAUGGACAGUUUUAGGGAGCAAAUGGGCGACGAAUGGCUGCGCUUUCAACAUCAUCUAGAUGGAGCGGCCAUCGUCCAUGCCGCCUUUGACGCACACGAGAAGGCAGCCCCCCGACACCUCGUUAACGGACUCUUAGUCCCCCCCUCCCCAUCAAACCCCGGCACUAUCCAGACCAUCCCUUCCAAGCCGAGCCAAGACACUUCAGGGCUCCCAGAGGUUCUACCUGCACCAUUGCUCUCGUCUGAGCCCAGGGAGGUUUCCUCAGACGGGGAUUCAGAUUUGGAGACUGAGUCCACCCUUCAGUGGCUGGUCCACAGCACCAGGCAAACUGAGUCCACCCUAGAGAGUAGUAUGGCUGACGGACAUGGGCAGCAGACCGUUCAGGGGUCCGAGGGGUUCCUGACCACACCUCCGGACACCAGAGAAGAAGAGGAGGAGGACCUGGGAGUGGACCUGUGUCACCCCCUGCUCGUUGGGGUUCUGUCGUCAUCAGAAGAAGAGGACGAGGUUGGGCUCGGGAGGAAGAUGUUCCCCCAGUGUCCUAUGUUCCUGAGGGUCAAACCAGGCCAUGUUCUGGAGGUGGACAUGAGCAGGGGUCAGGUUCGGGCCCGGCUAGAGUUGGACUGUCUGGAGAGAGUCACCAUGACUCGGGCCACCUGGAUAGAGAAGGAGGUGGAGAGGGUUCUUCCUGCCGUGGAGCUUCACUUCCUUUACAUCAGCAGGGAUAAGAGGAGGAGACGCUAUGUGAUGCUGGAUGAUGACCCCCAGGAGGCGCUGCAGGCACUGACCGAGGUCCUGUCACGGGCCGUGGAAGAGAACCAGCGCCGGGUCGUGCAUUGUCUUCCUGGCUGUGUUCGCCUGCAGUGUCUGCGCUGUAAGUCAGAGUUCACCCGACGCGGAGGUGACGACGAGGAGAGAGGGCGAGCUUUGAGACGACUAGGACGGCAGGAUGGGGUUGAGGAGGAGGGCGAGGACGAGUUGGGAGAAGAUGGAGAGGAGUCUUCAGGCAGGACGGUCCUGUGCCUGCGCUGUGGAAGUGAUCUAGUGGUCCAGCUGGCUGGCCAAUCGGCUCCCUCCACGAGUACACCCGUCCACACACCCCUCCGCGGUUCCCCCUGCCCGGACGGCACUGACCGACACUUUAGCUCCGACCGCACGGCUACACCUCCACCCUGUGAGCUUGAAAACAAGGACCUGACCAUAGAAGCCCUUAGCGGACGGUCUUCUUCUACAGGUUCCAUUCACUACGGCAGCCCACAUCUGAAGGCCUCAGCGCAGGACGCUAUCCAAGCCACACCCAGCACCUCAGCGGAGGACCCCGCCCCCUUCCUCGUAGCCCAGGGAAGCUCCCUCUCCUCGGUGCAGGGGGACACCUGGGUGGACGAGAGCCAGGACCAAAGCCUGUCUCAGCCCGUCAGCCUCUCCAGUACCGAUUGCCAGAGUCGGGAGAGCAUAGCGGGGAGCUACAACUACACUGCUGGUUCUAUCACAACUGGACCCCGGAACCAGCUUCAGCAUGCAGAACAAGCCAGUCCAGGCCAGUUGGACCUUCUCUCAGAAGACUAUGAAGCGGUGGACCACCGGCUGAAGCUCUUCCUGGAUGUGGAGGUGUUCGAACAGGAAGAGGAGUUCCACUCCUUCCUUAAGAUGUCAACGGUAAAGUUUGGUGAUCUGGUGGAAUUCCAGUCUCUACUGGUGGUGUCAGACCAGCGAAUCUACUUCCUGGAAGUGACGUCAGACAUGCAAGGGCAACCAUGUGAUUGGCUGCGGAAGAGAGACAGCCACCCAAUCACAGAGCUGUGUUACCUAGAGGUGGGGCUGGGCUCCCAGAGCAUCCACAUGGAAUUUGAGGACGGGCCAGUGGCCUAUACCCUGCUCGUACGGGACAGCGCGCGCUGCAAACGCUUCUUCAGCCUCCUCACAGGGAGAAUGGAGCCGGGUGACUCGGCACGCCGGAGUUGGAGAGAACGAGCAUCCAACGUUGUUUGCGUUCCCUCUACGCGGGUGGCAAACCGACUCCGACCUUUCCUAUUUACGCUCACGUCUUCGAACACCCCCACCCAACCAGCACUCCACCCGAUAGUACAGUCAAGAAUCAAAGAUUUUUCUUUCGUAAUUUGUUCUCGGAGCAUAAUAGAUCAUGUUCGAAAGCCUCUUCCAGGGAUAUGAUUUAGAUUUGCUCGAGGUGGUCCUUCUUUUCCCGACCGUGAGGCCUGUUAUACGUCUCUGAGGUUUUGUCCUUUUGUCUCCAUUCAUCAGAUAUUGUUUUUCUCCCCUUCCGAGAACGCGGUCCAGCUUUCACUCUCUGGGACCACAUAGCUGGCUGAGCCUGUCUGGUUCUGGGCUCGGGCUGUUGUGUUGCGAAGAAGUAUGGCCUCCGCGGAGCGAGAAUGUAACAUGGCUCUGCCGAUCUCUGCCAGUUGGAUGUCUCCGAUACAUCUUAAAAUAUCCUCUGUUCUGCUUUAGUUCCUGAGGAAGACAGAUGAACCUGGGAGAGCAGAGCCCAGUUGUUGGCCCGGUUCUGAGGUAUUUGUUACAGGCAGAACAUGCUGGUUGGCGUAGAGAGACAGGGAGGCGGGGGGGAGACGGAAAGGGAGAGAAAGACGGGACAGAGUGAUGUAUAGAAAAAGAUGAAAGGAGAAGUAGAUGGAGAAAGCCUUCAGUUCUCAGCGUUCCUCGGUAUAAACGGUAAUUUUGGCACCAGAUCUCGUCUCCGGACCAGCUCUCCACUCCUAGUCCCAUUCCCCUUUGUUCCCUCCCUCACAGAAACCGGAGCAACUUAUUACGUGCCAAAAAACAAGUUCCAGAGCUUUGAUAUUGCCCCCUGUCAUAGCUUUUACAAUAUUUAUUUAAGUGAUCAAAGGAUACCUUUAACAUAACAAACAGGUUUCUAGAGAGUGCUGGCGUCGCUGAACAGACAAAAUCACGCCAGGCUUGGUCAGGGUUAAAGGCUACAGUCAUGGAAAAGGAAAAUAUCUGGUAUUGUAAAUAAUGUGGUUAAACCACCCAAAGGAAAAUAAUCUAAUACGGGCCUAUCUGUUCACCGCUUACUGGGUAGAAGAUAACUUUAUUGAACAAUGGAAGCAGGCUAGACAUGUCUAUACUUGUUGUAUAGUAAGUAGGAUUUCAAAAAAAUCGGGUAACAUUCCAGAUAUUUUCAGGUUUCCAAAAAUCCUGAUAUCAGGGGUCAAUAAACUGAAUCCUCCAUCUGUAAUUUCUGGAAUGCAUGUUUUGUUACCAGAGUUAUGCACCCUUAAGUAAAAGUAAUUUGAGGUAAUUGUGCUCGUACACUUCUUCAAAGAAAGUCUUAUCUUCUUGUGCCCUUUUUAUAAAAGCCCUUAUUGGCCAAAACGGAUCUACAGUGAGUACCGGGGAGAUAUGUGGUCUGUAUGGUAAGUAGUUAGGUGAAGUUUGCUAUGCACAUAAAUGGUCAUAGAACAAAUGUUUGGUUUUGUUGUCUGGGUUGGAUUCAGACACCGCAUUCCUGAAAGGUAACGGCAACCGAACUGUCUCCUCUCCUUACUUGAUCGUUCCACUGACUUAUGAAAAGUGCAACUUGGUCAAAUUGAUUUUGGAUCUGAACUUAUUAUACAUUGUCAAAGAUAAGGUUUAGAUUAAGUUUUCCUAAAUAGGUGGAAUAAGAACGUUACAUGCAGUUGAUUUAAUCUUCAGUUGAAGCAUUACAAGCCUCUCAUGUAAUGGGUUACAGUAUUCAUGCAGUAUUUUGUCAGCCUUGGUUUUCUACUAUAAAACACCAGAAAAGGUCCAAAAAGUAAAACCAGCUCACCAUGUUUUACGUUAUGACUGGACUACAGCAUGUUCAAAGUGUUUUGGGGAAAAUAUUUAAAGGAAUAGUUUUAACAUCUUGAAACGAGUUCAGUUCACUUGUUGAGGGACAGAUAUAAAUGAAUCACUUGAAAUAAAUGAUUAAUGUCAAAUUGAUCAUUAUCCGGAUAUUCUUUCAUAAAAACCCUAACAACUUGGUUUCAUUUGGCUCAAACAUCCUUUUUAGAUAGUAUACUUAUUUCCUUUCUUAUCAGGGAUGAAUGAGUAGGUGUCAUUAUUCUGGGCAUCUCAAGUUCAACCCUGUCAUGAAUACCUUCACAACAAAAACACUGUCACAUUCUGCAGUGUCAGAUCUGGAUUAUCCCCUGUUUUCCUUAGGAAAUCCACUCCAGUCUGGCGUAUUCCCGCUCUCCCUCUCCCGCGCUAUUCUUUCCCCAUGGUCCGCUCUUCCGACAGGGCCAGGAGUGUUCGAUUUCGCCCCAACAGGACGCUGAGGGUCCGACUAUCCCUUGUGAAAAUAAGCUGGGGCAUUUAGGAAGGUUUGGGAAAAGGGGCUAGACUACUGGAGCGACAUCAGGGAGAGUAACGUUAUUCAUCGGGACAGACACCAGACGCUGACCCAGAUCCUCUUACCGUUGGCUGGGCGAGCCGGCCUGUCCCCGGGCGAGGGCGUGCCCUGUACCUGUUU
Molecule: messenger RNA, 5928 nt
Organism: Esox lucius (northern pike)
Lineage: Eukaryota; Metazoa; Chordata; Actinopteri; Esociformes; Esocidae
Gene: stk11ip
Product: serine/threonine kinase 11 interacting protein
Exons: 23
Coding region: 168-3623 (1151 amino acids)
Biological process (GO): intracellular protein localization
Cellular component (GO): cytoplasm
Molecular function (GO): protein binding
Source: RefSeq, a predicted model, not a curated record